This is a messenger RNA of Onychomys torridus (southern grasshopper mouse), 3002 nucleotides long. It is a transcript of the gene Ipcef1, whose product is annotated as interaction protein for cytohesin exchange factors 1. The transcript has 12 exons. The coding region runs from base 151 to 1458 and encodes 435 amino acids. Lineage: Eukaryota; Metazoa; Chordata; Mammalia; Rodentia; Cricetidae. The record is from RefSeq and is a predicted model, not a curated record.
UGACUUUAAACUACUAUGAGCUCUCUGAAUUCAGGGACCCAGAGGCAGCUCUUGGAUUGGCCCUCUUUGUAUCGUAUAUCAUUAUCAGCAGACCUGGACUGAGACGCUUCAUAAUAGUUUGCUUUUGUUUCUGACAGCCUGACUUCAAUUAUGGCCACGGAAGGCAAUCAGGUUCCCCUGCGUCAGAAGCCGAGGAAGAAAACUCAAGGAUUUUUCACCAUGAGCCGGAGGAGGAUAUCCUGCAAAGAUCUGGGCCACGCUGACUGCCAGGGUUGGCUGUACAAGAAAAAGGAAAAGGGGACUUUCCUAAGCACCAAAUGGAAAAAGUUCUGGGUGGUGCUGAAGGGGUCAUCGCUGUACUGGUAUAGCAAUCAAAUGGCAGAGAAAGCUGAUGGAUUUGUCAACCUGCCAGAUUUCACAGUGGAAAGAGCCUCUGAAUGCAAGAAAAAACAUGCGUUUAAGAUCAACCACCCACAGAUCAAAGCCUUCUAUUUUGCAGCAGAGAAUUUGCAGGAAAUGAAUGUGUGGUUAAACAAACUUGGGUUUGCAGUCAUCCAUCAGGAAUCCACUACAAAGGAUGAAGAAUGUUACAGUGAGAGUGAGCAGGAAGAUCCUGAAAUAGCUGUGGAGACGCCACCCCCUCCGUAUGCUUCUGCCACUUCCUCUCCUGUGGGACGUGUAGAUGCUGCACGGCGGUCAUCUUCCUCUUCACCUCGACUGAGAGAAUCCUCAUGUUCUUUCUCCUCUCUGGAAAAUUCUGUAAAGGCACCCAGCCGGGCUUCUUCCUCGGGAUCUAAAGAAAGACAGUCCUGGCUUGGCAUGGUGAACAGCACACCUGCUGCUGAAGACGUCGGGCAGCCCCUGACAUUUACUGUACAGGUCCACACCCCUGCAUCCUCAGAGGCAAGCAAUUGCCGGGCCCCAGAAAACAGCUCUGGCAUUUCGGAAAGCGGGUUUUUGAACUCUUUAUCUAGUGAUGACACUUCUUCGUUGAGCAACAAUCAAGACCAUCUAACGGUUCCGUCAGACAGAGCUCCUGGAUCAAGGAUGAUGGGUAGAGAAGAAAUAAAAGUAUCUGAAGAUGAUGAGAUGGAGAAACUCUAUAAAUCAUUGGAGCAAGCUAGUCUGUCUCCUCUCGGGGACCGGCGACCUUCAACCAAGAAGGAGUUGAGAAAGUCUUUUGUGAAGCGGUGCAAGAACCCAUCCAUAAACGAGAAGCUUCACAAGAUCAGAACCCUGAACAGCACAUUAAAGUGCAAAGAACACGAUCUGGCCAUGAUCAACCAACUGCUGGAUGAUCCAAAGCUGACUGCCAGGAAGUACAGAGAGUGGAAGGUCAUGAACACCCUGCUGAUCCAGGACAUCUAUCAUCAGCAGCAGGUACCUCAGGACCCUGAAGUCACCCCCCAGGAACUCAAGAACCCCGGCUCUUCUGACUGUGUUGAAAAUUCUCUUUGAGCAGAAGCCAGGACUGCCCACUUCCUUUACGGUGACAUUCUACAAGACGCUGCCAGGACAUACAUUUUGCUUACAAGGAAACCCCAAACUCAGUUCCUAAGGCAAUACCCCUCCCUCCUAAGGACACAACUAAGGUGAAGCCAGUUCGGAUGCAGUGGGAGUCCUGGCUUCCAUGUGUUGCAUUCAUCAAUAUUGGAGUUAUAGAGUUCAUCUGAGCAGGCAUAUUUUCUGUGCUCCUGUUGGGAGCUGGUAGGCAUGCUAGGCUCUAGGUGGGAUGUGAAAGGGGUAACCUCCUCCUUUGCUUUCAAGAGAAUUACACCCUACCAUAGACAAAAGGUCCAAUUUUCCUAGGGAUAAUAAUUCAUAGGAAUGUUCCGUUUUGCAAUAGAAACAUGCAGAAUCCCCUUUGGUGGGCAGUAGAAUUCUGCAAAACAUUUCAAGUGGAGGGAUUUCUUCUGCAGUAGCUACUGGAACUAGACACAUGUUAGUAUUUGUGGAAUACAAGGCUCUUCUUACCUUUGGAACAGAAAGCAGUGCCUUUUCGAUGUGUUGAAUGCUUAAUUGAAGAGCAUGGCUUGGUGAGAUGGAGAGUGGGGGAGCCCAGGGAGGAGGCAUGUGUUUUGUUCCACUCAGAGGACAACUUCAUAUGUUCAUGCUCUGCCUACAGUGGGGAAUCUGAUUAAGGUGGCCCUUCCUCACAAUGUCAAGGAGACAGAUGGUCACAUGACAGUUGGGGGUCUUUGUUCUCCACCCCCAGCUUCUCUGAAAAGUGGUAGGAGAUAGUAAUACCCAUUGCAAGGAAUGUCAGACUGUGUUCAUCCCUGGCUGUGGUGCCUAAACCCAGUAUGAAUUUAUGUCCAGUUUUCCUGGGAUCCAAAUUCUCAAGGUUAUUAUUUCUGAAUUGUUCUGAACUUGGAAAAGAACAUAGACCAACAAAACAACAAAAACAGUUAAACAGGAUUGUUUUAUUUUUGUAUGUUUAUGUGUCAUAUAGUAUGAGAUGUGAAUAGCUAUCUAUGUUUCUUAUUUAAAUAUAUUUAUAGAAGUGCAAAUUAUAGUGUCUUAAAAGAGUGUACUAUUAUGUGUUGUUCAAUAUAUAUAUUCUAGAAGUCUAUCAUUUUUUGCUUGAGAAAAAUAGGCAUACUAGUGACUUACUGAAGGUGUGUUGCACUAUGAUAUGUGAAGAAUGCUCAGGAAAUCUCGUGAGAAAACUAUGGGAGCAUGUGUCAAAAAUUAUCCAUUUUCUGAAUGCCUUCUUUCUAUUAUUGCACCUCCACCCCCAGCUCCAGAGCUCUUAACUUUCAAUGCCAUUUUCCUAACUUGCACCUUAGGCUAGCUCUUCUACUCAGAAAGUUUAAGGUUUUUUACAUUAAUGGCAUAAAUGGUACACUCAAAGGAACACAUUUCAUGAAAUCUUGGGCCAAAUGAAAUAUAAGCAAUAUAAUUCCCAAAUAAUACUAAUAGAAAUUAAGAUUUGUUGUUAAAGAGAUCUCAUAGAGGGGUUGGGGAUUUAGCUCAAUGGUAGUGCUCGCCUAGCAAGCACA